Molecule: messenger RNA, 1017 nt
Organism: Amorphotheca resinae ATCC 22711
Lineage: Eukaryota; Fungi; Ascomycota; Leotiomycetes; Helotiales; Amorphothecaceae
Exons: 1
Coding region: 168-677 (169 amino acids)
Source: RefSeq, a predicted model, not a curated record
CCCCUGCUAACGGCUAAUAAAGGCUGAAUCCGCCUUGUUCGCUCCGCAGAUACUGUAAUUCGGUGACGACCGGCGACGACUGGAAACUAUGGUACAUAUAUUCCAUAGUUGUACUUCGAAGGAACCAUGACGAUGCCUGACGACCAUCGUCCUGUGUGGCCUCUAGAAUGUCCAUCAUCCAUCCAGCAGAUGCUAGGCGGACGGGAGCCAAUUUGUGCUGUGCAGGGCUCUCUGCCUCGCCUCGCCUAUUGAAUAGAGAUAGAGGUAGGCAGCACAAGGCUACCAUCUCGCUCUGCCUUGAUUCCACUCCCUCCUCCCCUCCUCCUAACCCAUCCUCGACCCCCCCAUCCGUGGCCUCUAUUCCACUCAUUCUUCAUGGAUGUGAUACAGUCCAAGGGUUAACUUGUUUUGACCGCGUCUCUUUCACCUCUUCAAACAAUCCCGGGCUGCGUGCUCUACCACCUUCCCUAGGUCUGAGACGGCCUGUUGAAUGCAGUUCGUGCACGAUUCCAUUCACUUUUAUCUGCCUGGCCAGCAGACCUUGCGACACUUUAGUACUCUACCCAUUUAAUAACGCGUCGUUCUUCGAUCUAACUAUUCACCACCUUUCUUUCUUUCCUCCCCCCCCCCCUUUUCCUUGCUCCUCCAAAACAACACGGAUCCUUCCCCUUCUCUAAAGGGUGCUGAACGCCCUAGACUACCUCCGCAGCCAUGACUCGAAAGGCCUUUAGCUCUGAUGUCCAAGCGGCCUCAGAGAAGUCCAUCCCUGGUAUUACUAAAGUCGGCAAGGGAGAGGACGAUGGCGAUGUGACUUUCCUAUUUUCCCCAGCUUCGGGGCCCCCUAUUGAAAUUGGAUUGCUGGCUCUUGGUAAGUUUAUCUUUCUUGUUUCCUCUGUCCUCCAAACACCCAAGCACUUCCUCCCCAUCUCUGGACAAGAUAUGUUGCCAAUAGGCUACUAUGUGAAAAGAGCCCACGCACGUCUUGGGUACCUGUCACACGCCAUUCAUCUCCUGCAC